AUGCCUGGCACGAAAGCGCUGCUCCUCGUCCUGCUACUGCUGCGUGCGUUCCCUCGACUGGAGAGCUUCCACUACCGACCCGCCGAAACGAAUGCCAAGCAAUGCCUGUCCGGAUUGUACGGCGAUGCCAGCAUCGAAGGAUCUGCUGGGGCGGGCGGAAUGGGAGGCGGAUCCGAAGGCUGUGGGGAACCAAAUUCGAAGAAAGGCGCUGGCUGCAGCGCCGGAACCGGCGUUUUUGGUCGCGGAGAUCCCAAGCAGAAGGCCUCCAACAUUGCCCAAAAAGCCGCACAGGAGGCCAAGGCAGCCAGCGAUUCGCAGAUGGCAGCUGCCGAGGCGGCUGCAUCCCAGGUCAAAAAUGAACUGGCCGCCAAGGCAGCUCAAUCCGCUCGGGCGGCGGAGGCGGCACUGGCCGGAAAGCAACAGAUUGUUGAGCAGCUGCAGCAGGAGAUGACAGAGGCGGAUGCGGUUGUCACUGAGGUGACCUCGUCCCUACAAAACACCCAGACGAAUGCCAAUGCCGCCGCAUCGGCUGCCCACGAGGCCCAAUCGCAACUCAAUCAGCUGAAGAACCUGGUAAUAGCCGCCACGUCCAAUCUGGCCAAUAUCGAGAACGUGGCCAGUGGAGCGCAGCAGGAGCUGGCCGAGAAGACGCAGCUCCUGGAGGCUGCCAAGCACCGGGUGGAGAAUCUCGGCCGCCAGAUGACCGAGGCCAAGACGGACUUCGAGAAGACCAAGCAGGCGGCCUACAAAGCGGCCUGUGCUGCAGUGGAGGCCAAGCAGAAGGCACAGAGGUCUCGGCGAAUGACCCACCGCCAGCAGGUGCGUUGGGGUCUGCGUCCGCGCAAGUUGGCCGGAAAGUAUUCCGCCGGAAGCAGUCAAAAUCUAGCACCGAAUUCGAGGAUCAAUUGAUCUUUUUUAUAUUUUGUUACGUUUCGAUUUCGGUUUAAUUAGUUUCAUAUUAAAAGAAAUAAAUACAAACUAAA
Drosophila mauritiana is the source of this 983-nucleotide messenger RNA. RefSeq lists its product as uncharacterized. The record is from RefSeq and is a predicted model, not a curated record. The transcript has a single exon. The coding region runs from base 1 to 909 and encodes 302 amino acids. NCBI's taxonomy places the organism in Eukaryota, Metazoa, Arthropoda, Insecta, Diptera, Drosophilidae.